UCAUCUGCUUGUUCCCAUUUACCCCUCAUCAGCUUGCUUUACUUCUCUAAACACCUUCGGCAUGCAUGAGGAAGAAAUAUACGCCUCUCUUCAGUGGGACAGUCCAACCACAGAGGCCUCUCAGAAGUGUCUGUCUACUAGCAAAUGUUCAGGAACAUGGUGUGUUGUGACGAAGAUUUCCUGUGUGAUCUGUGUGGGCUUAUUAGCAACAUCCAUUUUCUUGGGCAUCAAGUUCUUCCAGGUGUCCUCUCUUGUAACGGAUCAGCAGGAAAGACUCACCCAACAGGACAAAGCACUGAGAAACCAAACUCUGCAGCUGGAAAACUGCCAAGCCUUGCUACAAAAAUGGCUCCACUCAGGUUGCCAACAAAGAGAAAGCAUUCAGCGGAGCAGCUCUGUGGAUACCUCAAAGACCGUAUCUUCCUCUCAGAUAACUGCAAGAGCUGGAAAUAUUUUAUCUGUGAGAAGAAUGCAUUUGGAUCCUGCGUCUGAAAGAUGUAACUCAAAGCCUCCUGUUACAUGAGUGUUUGAAAGAGGCCCAAGAGCAAAUGCAGGAGGAGUUUGCUGUGUGGCCCAUGAGAGCAGAUUUGCUUUAUAUUUACACUUGGCAAUAUUCUUUAGAGAGAAGUGAGUGGCAUAGGGACCUCCAGUGUUUGUAAAUUUCCUCUGAUGUACAGGUUUGCAGUGUCUUACCUUUGGAGCUAGGAGUCUAUUGCUCUAGGAUUUGGGUGCUCAGGUUGAAUGCUUAUAGCUCUGGGUCUUAAUCACCACCGGCCCCAGCUCUUGGCAGAUUUCAUAAUCCUCGAUCAUUAGUAAAAGCAGUACCACACAGCAGUCAAUUGCAACAGGUAUCUCCCACUAGUGUCAUAGUUCUUGGAUGGCUGUAGGAUGAUGGGACCCUCACCUCUGCAGUGACUAUUACAGUCCUCUUGUCUAGAAUGUGGAACUAUCCCAUCAGCCCCUGCUGGGUGCUAGUGUUACAGUUCCCUGCAUAGGUAGUCUGUGAUCCUGGGUCCUAAAGACCAGCAACUCCUUGGUUCUUCCAGUUCCCUGAGUCCGCUGUUUCUCCUCUCUGGUUUGCCACAGCCUUCCGACUUUAACCAGCCUUGCUCUUCUACCUUCUCUCUUAUUGUCUCUGACUGCACCAUUCUCGGUGUCUCCCUGCUUCUGCUGCCCAGUCUUUCUGCCAUGGCUGCUCUCUGGAAUUCUUCAGCUGUUCUCUUGUCCAUCUCUUCCGCCAUGGUGUCUGUACUGCCUCCACCAGAGCAGUAGUGGCUUCCAGUGCUGCUUGGCUUUGCUAGCACCCCGGGCUUCUGCACCUUCUCUGUGUGUUACCAGCUCAGCCCACUCUUCUAACGAUAACAAGCAAAGGAGGUGAAAAAGGACCACUCGGGAAGUCUUUUAUCGGUCCUAACGUUGCAACACCAGGAAUGUCAGGGAAGGGGGUUUCCUGGCACACUGCAUCCACCACUGAACCAAACAGCUCAUUUAAUAGACAGGAAGGGGCUGAGAUGAGCUCUUCAGGGACUGUGUUUGCACCAAUCACAGCACAGACUCUUGUUUACACAGUCACUAGGGCCAAGGGUUGGAAGUGCUCCCUCUCUGGCCGGAGUGAGAACAGUUGCAGAAUAUGUUGGGCUAUCUGCAGCUUCCAAGACCUGUCUUGCUUAGAGUACUGCCUUCCACAGGCUGGUCCAGCUAUGGGAGUAGUAGUACCUAUGGGAGCCUGUUUUCAGCCAUGGGUUGGUCUUAUUCUUCAGCGGCUAGAGUGUUGGGAUGAUCUUCUUGUGCGCUUCGUAGAGGCUGUUUUUGUAUUAUUCAAAUUCUGAUUUCUGUACCAGCAGAGAUUUGAGUAUAGGCCAUGGGACUUUGGUAUUGUUAUUUGCGCGAAGCAUUACCUGUCUCAGUGCUUUGUAAACACCCUUCUCCAUAACCUACUGAUUGGCAAGGCAGGUGAGGAUAGGCAGGGCUUCCCCAGAGAUACGAACUGCGGGAAAGAAUCAGGCAUGCGGGACUCUCCAGCCAGACACAGAGGAAAAAACGACGUAGAUUAGUAUAAACGUGUUAAUUUAUGUUUUAUGAGCUAGCUGGGAGCAAGCCUAAGCUAACACCAGGCUUUCACAUAAAUAAGAAGUCUCCGUGUCUUUAUUUGGGUAGCUGGUGGAUGGAAGCAGUCCGACGAUGCUGGAGUGUCCUCAGAAUAAGGUGCCCAAACUGCUGGACUGCCAUGAGGACAGUCUGGCCAGUUGUUAGUAAAGAGGCUGCUUGGCUGACAGCUUGAAUCAUUCGUUCACAAACAUUUAAAAGCAUGCUUACAAAAAAAGACUUAAUAAAAGCCCAAUAUAUUACAAUUCUUAACAAUAACACUUAAUCGUAUUUAAUAAAAUUAGCAUUGAACAGGGUUUAACUCCUGCCCCAAAGCUGUAGUCACUGAAUUUCUCCGAGCCAUCUCAGAAGGAAUGAAAGCCUCUUUCUGUCUGUGGCGUUGGGUUGCCGAGUUCUGCUGGGAAAGGAACUCUUAGAGCUUCAUGUAGGUGAAGGGAUGGUCAGGACAUAAGUAUCAGCAUGUCCUACAGUACAUGUGGGACUUUCCAUCCUGCUGCUCACAAAACAGUCUGCACUGCCAAGAUUAACAACCCAGACUUUCAACUGCCUGUUCUCUGUGCCUCAGCUUCCCUGAUAUAAAAUUGUAAUCUGAUUCACUUCCAAAUACUUCUUAAGAAUGCUAUGCUAAUGUUACAUGUAAACUAUAGAAAAUGACGUUUAGGAAGAAAAAAAUUGUGCAAAUUAUUGUUAUCAUAGCCCUGUCUGCCGUGUGUCGUUUCUAAAUCUUACUACAGAGUACCCUCUCAAUAAAGAUUUGCUGAAUUGCAUUUAAUCUUUUAUUCUGACAAGAAGAAGCUGAGAGGUACAAGAAUUUCAUCAUUC
Molecule: messenger RNA, 2928 nt
Organism: Meriones unguiculatus (Mongolian gerbil)
Lineage: Eukaryota; Metazoa; Chordata; Mammalia; Rodentia; Muridae
Gene: Clec9a
Product: C-type lectin domain containing 9A
Biological process (GO): receptor-mediated endocytosis
Cellular component (GO): cell surface; membrane
Source: RefSeq, a predicted model, not a curated record